Messenger RNA from Zingiber officinale, 629 nucleotides. Its product is annotated as microsomal glutathione S-transferase 3-like. The transcript is spliced from 4 exons. Lineage: Eukaryota; Viridiplantae; Streptophyta; Magnoliopsida; Zingiberales; Zingiberaceae. The record is from RefSeq and is a predicted model, not a curated record. Gene Ontology annotation, molecular function: glutathione transferase activity; glutathione peroxidase activity. Gene Ontology annotation, cellular component: membrane; nuclear envelope; endoplasmic reticulum. Bases 75 to 521 code for a protein of 148 amino acids.
GUUUUUUUAACCAAAAUUUUGACUACCAAAUCGGCGCAAACGGAGAAGGAGAAGAAGAGAAGGGGAAUUCAGCCAUGGGGGUUACCUUCGAGAUCCCGAAUGAGUACGGCUUCGUCGUUCUCGUCCUCGUCUCCUACGUCGUCCUCAACGCCUGGAUGGCGAUCCAAGUCGGCAAGGCGCGCAGGAGGUACAAUGUGCCCUAUCCCUCCCUAUACGCGAUCGAGUCGGAGAACAAGGACGCCAAACUCUUCAACUGCGUCCAGAGGGGGCACCAGAACUCGCUGGAGAUGAUCGCAGUGUUCUUCGCCACGCUUCUGGUGGCCGGGCUGCAGUUCCCGGUCGCCGCCGCGGCGAUCGGCGCCUUAUACACGGUCGCGCGAUGGUUCUACUUCAAGGGAUACUCCACUGGCGUGCCGGAGAACCGCCACAAGAUCGGGUGGCUUAGCUUCUUGGCGAUCUGGGGGCUUAUAAUCAUCACGGCGGCGAUGGGGAUAAGCUUGAUCGUGAGGGAUCUGCUGUGAUGCUGCUUUGGUUUCUUGGCGGUGCAAUGAGCAUAUUGUUCGUUUUUUUAUAUUUUUUAUGUCAGGUAUCCAUAUGGUGUUCGUUAAGUUCGAUUCGGUUCGUUUCCA